CGCCCGCCGGCCCUGAUGAGGCUGCUCGCGCUCCUCCUGGCCGCGGCGGCCCUCGCCGCCGCGCACGAGCACCACGGCGAGACGCCCACCUGCGCCGGUGCCGGCGCCGGCGGGCGCGUGCUCGCGGAGUUCCGCCCCGGGGAGGUGACCCUGGACGGGCACCCCACCGACUGGGAAGCCGUGGAGGCCUCGGAGUUCCCGUUGCUACCCGCGCUGGACCCCGACGAGGACAAGGCCUACACCGGCGGCAAAGUCACCGUCAAGGCUGUGCAUGAUGGCGUCAAUGUUUUCUUCAUGCUGCAAGUUGAUGGGGAUUAUGCUUACACUAAAGGCGAUAAUAAGAAAUGCCCAUCUGUUGCUCUGAUGUUCCAAGUUGGAGAAAAAGCUACAUAUUAUGAUAUGGGAGGGUGCAAAGAUUUGCCUGGUUCUUGCACGAGCAAAAGUUGCAGAGAUCAUGAGGUCGACAUUAUGCACUUUUCAGUUGGAAAUGCUAUUCCUGGGCGUCUUUACGGUGGCAAUCACAUAGAUAAUGCAGUUGGAAACGGAGGUGAUAGAUUUGGCCAUCUUGUUGAUACCUAUGCAUGGAAUCCCCAUUGCCGCUACCUUGAUGGUAUAGGCCCUAAAGAAAACAAUUCAAAUGCUCAAAACGAUUGGCAUGGGGCUUGGUGGCACAAUUCCCUGACAUUCCAUUCAGGUUUCGUGGAUGAUGACAGCCCUUAUGGAAAACAAGAUGACAAGGGCACAUAUUACUUUGAAUUCUCAAGGCCCCUAAGAACAAUGGACCAGUUUCAGCAGGAUGCACAGUUCACAAUAGGUGAGCCGAGCAACAUGGCUGUAGCUUUCUGGUACCCAACCGAUGGCAAACCAUGGAGCAACUCACAACAUUAUUCAGCCAGCUGCGACUGGUUGACUCUGGAUAUACAACCUUCAUUGGAAACUUCUCAGUACCACCCAGCUCCUAAUCGUUCUUGGGAUGCCGCAACCGCCUUCGCCUUACUCCUUUCAGUAGUGGCUGUUUGCGUGUCAUUUUUUGUGGGCUACUCAGCUUCAAAGAACAAAAGCAGCAUCCAGUUUACACCCCUUGAGGAGAUCUAGUUUGGUGGAGGAAAUAAUCCGAUUAGUAUUUCAUCUGUGUGUAAGAUCCUUUCAUCCUUUGGAGAAGAGCGAUUCCUGGGUUGCAUUUGGAUAAUCUAGUGUAGGACACAGAAAAUACGUACUACACACGGCAGAUUUUGAUUGUUACUUCAAGGUACAUUUUCUGUAAAUGUUGUAUGUCAGUUCAUACUGUCACUUUGACACCAGCUCAUGUACAUUUGAUACGCAAGCCGUUGUAGCUAGAUUUGGUGCAAAUGUGAUGGCCGUUGCCGCUAGGAUUUAGUAGGGGCCUUUGUAAUAGAAGGAAAAGCACAUUAAGUAUGAAAUUUGGAGGACAGAGUCUAGGAUUUGUUUUUUCCUACGGUACUUUCGGAAUAAAGAUACAGUACAGUUAUCA
Molecule: messenger RNA, 1492 nt
Organism: Lolium rigidum
Lineage: Eukaryota; Viridiplantae; Streptophyta; Magnoliopsida; Poales; Poaceae
Exons: 8
Coding region: 16-1095 (359 amino acids)
Molecular function (GO): heme binding
Source: RefSeq, a predicted model, not a curated record